This is a messenger RNA of Punctularia strigosozonata HHB-11173 SS5, 246 nucleotides long. Its product is annotated as fungal hydrophobin. Lineage: Eukaryota; Fungi; Basidiomycota; Agaricomycetes; Corticiales; Punctulariaceae. The transcript is spliced from 2 exons. The annotation marks the transcript as partial. Gene Ontology annotation, cellular component: fungal-type cell wall. The record is from RefSeq and is a predicted model, not a curated record. Gene Ontology annotation, molecular function: structural constituent of cell wall.
CAGUGCAACACCGGCAACCUGCAGUGUUGCCAGCACACCGCGGACGCGAGCGACCCCGUCACGGGCCUCCUGCUCGGCCUCCUGGGCAUCGUCGUCGAGGCCGUCGACGGCCUGAUCGGCAUCAGCUGCUCACCCAUCAGCAUCGUCGGCCUCGGGUCCGGGUCGGCGUGCAACGCUUCGCCCGUCUGCUGCGAGAACAACACCUUCACCGGACUCAUCGUGAUCGGCUGUGUGCCCAUCAACAUU